Molecule: messenger RNA, 1135 nt
Organism: Colletotrichum navitas
Lineage: Eukaryota; Fungi; Ascomycota; Sordariomycetes; Glomerellales; Glomerellaceae
Exons: 2
Coding region: 297-1010 (237 amino acids)
Source: RefSeq, a predicted model, not a curated record
GGGCGCAACGCUCGUCACGGUAAAUUUAGAUAUACGUUUCCUUCCCCGGACGCGGGCAAGAUUACGUGCCGCCUCCAGGCCCGGCACCCGGCGCGUAUCUCUGUGUCGUUUCCUGUAUUUGUACGCUCCAGAGUCGUCGCCUUUUCGUAAGUUUGCGAUGCAGAAUACGCAGUACAGAAUCCGUUCUCUCUUCUCUUUCCUACGUCCUUUCCUUUCACCGGAAACACUUUUUCGCAUUCGUCGUUAUCUUCUGUUUCGUAAUUCAACAAGACCGCAGUCUCCUUCCCCUAGCCGUCAUGUCUUCCGAACCCAAAAACGUCUCCCGCACCUCAGACUUUGAGAUCGAUGUCGAGGAAGUUCACAUCUCAUCUCAAACACGCAUCCUGAAAGCUGUCGACUCUGCAAGGGUUGCUCUGACCGCUCUGGCUCUUCUUGCAAGUAUCACAGUUCUCGGCGUCUCGGCAGACGCCCUGGCAGUCUACGAUGCCACCCACGUGCCCGCCGACUACUUGCUCCCAUUGUGGCCAGACGCCUUCGACCUACGCCCAACAGUAGCUCUGGUUGUGGGGGGCUCGAUUCUCACCAUUACCAACACGGUCUCUCUGCUCUUCAGCCGAGUUCAAUCACUGCGUGGCCAAACUCUCAUUCACAACUCGCUAAUAGCGGCGGCCCCCGCAUUGGGGCUGAUUGCAUCGAUCAUCGCUAUGUCCUUCUUUUAUAGCAUCAACGCAUCGACCACUGUCGACACCCUUCAGAGCUGGAGCUGCCGGUGGUCUUCGGUUGUGAUGAUGACACGCCCGCACUUUGGCACUCUUUGCAAACAGAGCAAGGCGGGCCUCUAUUUGUCCGUUUUGCUGAUCCCAGUCGAGGCUAUCAUCUUGGGAGCUGGUGCAUACCAGAUGAUCCUUCAAAGGAACGUAAGCAGGUCCAGCAGGGUGGUUGAGCAACAGCGCAAGUCUGGAAGCCCUGUACCGUCGUCAGUCCGCGAUAUCGAAGGAGAGCAGCACUGAUGGGAACGGCCUGGGACUCACAAGGGUUUGGGAGACGUAUAUGUCGUCUAGUUGGCGUCCGCUGGUCGGCUCGAGCGAAGACAGCGACGCCGGAAACGGACAUGGACCUCUCGCUGGAAUGGAAG